GGCAGCCUCCCUCUACUGUCACCUUAAGCAAGUGCGGGGUUAUUAAUUAUUGCAUUUUUCACCAGUAAAAUCGGCUCUGCUGGUCACGACGGAGCACUUUUAAAAUAUAUAUAUAUAUAUCGGCUACGUAUGUAUUUUUUCUUAUUUAUGUCUUCGCUUUGCGGAUGGUCUUCUUGUCUUUAAAUUCGUUUGCUGUUGUGGGAAAAAAAAAAAAAAUCUCGCUCCAGGAGGAGUGAUAUUUUGGGGGAAAACUGCUGAGCUCCGCAAGGAAGUUGCCUGAGGCUGGACAGGGACCCCAAAGGAGUCCGCGCAGGAGGCUGGAGACGGCGCUUCUCACCCUUCACACACUGUCGGAUGAAUUAGAUUUUCUGAGGCUCUACUGAAGAUGUGACUUGUGGAUUACAGGCUCAACUCCCGAACUAGAUUUCUGUUACAUCGCUGCCACAUUUCUACGCUACCGCUCUCUCCAUCACACUGCCUUUUCUGGAAUAUGAUUCGCUCAUGGGGCUCGGCUAGCUCCACCCCUGGGGUCUUUUACCCCUCCCUGUUUGACCAAUAGGAAGGCACUACUUUUUAGUAUUCCCAAAAACACAUCCUAUUUUGGAAUACCCUUCUGAAAGCCCCCUUUAAGAUCACCUUGGCUCUUGUUUGGUAAUCAUUCGUUGAUCAUGGAACCACAGUGGCACCCGACUUCCUACCCGCAGUCGCCCUCUGUCGUCUUCCUGCUCAUGGCUACUUCCUACACUUGGCUCCUUCCCAUCACCUCCCCUCAGCGGAUCCCAACAGACCCCCAGGCGGCACCUGAGUACGCCCACUCAAUCCGACUGGAUGGGGACAUCAUCCUCGGCGGAUUAUUUCCCGUGCACUCGAGGGGGGACCGCGGGACGCCCUGCGGGGAGCUGAAAAAGGAAAAAGGCAUCCAUCGUUUGGAGGCCAUGAUGUUCGCCAUCGACCUGAUCAACAAGGACCCUGAGCUGCUGCCCAACAUCACGCUGGGGGCCCGGAUCUUGGAUACCUGCUCCAGGGACACGUACGCUCUAGAGCAGUCCCUGACUUUUGUGCAGGCCUUGAUAGAGAGGGACGGCUCCGACGUCCGCUGCGCUAACGGAGACCCUCCGAUCUUCACCAAGCCAGAUAAAAUCGUAGGGGUGAUAGGAGCUGCAGCCAGCUCGGUGUCCAUUAUGGUGGCCAACAUCUUGCGCCUGUUUAAGAUCCCCCAGAUCAGCUACGCCUCCACGGCCCCAGAACUGAGUGACAACACUCGCUAUGACUUCUUCUCCCGCGUGGUACCGCCGGACUCCUACCAGGCCCAGGCCAUGAUGGACAUUGUCACAGCGAUGGAGUGGAACUACGUGUCCACACUAGCCUCAGAGGGCAACUACGGAGAGAGCGGCGUCGAGGCCUUCGUCCAAAUCUCCAGAGAAACUGGUGGUGUGUGUAUUGCCCAGUCCUUGAAGAUCCCUAGGGAGCCCAGGCCAGGGGAGUUUGACAAGAUAAUCAGACGCCUGCUGGAGACCUCCAAUGCCAGGGCCAUCAUCAUGUUCGCUAAUGAGGACGACAUACGACGAGUUCUGGAUGCAGCUAAAAGGAACAACCAGACAGGUCACUUCCUGUGGGUGGGUUCAGACAGCUGGGGGUCUAAAAUCUCUCCUGUGAUUGGCCAGGAGAGAGUGGCUGAGGGAGCCAUCACGAUUCUUCCCAAACGAGCAUCCGUGGAUGCGUUUGAUCGGUAUUUCCGUAGCCGCUCGCUGUCCAACAACAGAAGAAAUGUUUGGUUUGCUGAAUUCUGGGAGGAAAACUUCAACUGUAAGCUCGGGAUGCACGGUAAACGGCCUGGUAGCCUGAAGAAAUGCACAGGUUUAGAGAAAGUUGGUCGUGAUUCCAGUUACGAACAAGAGGGGAAGGUUCAGUUUGUGAUGGAUGCGGUCUACGCCAUGGCCCAUGCUCUGCACCGUAUGCACCGGGAGCUCUGCUACGGAUACCCAGGCCUCUGCCCGCGCAUGGCCAACAACAUUGACGGCAAAGAGCUGCUCAGCUACAUUCGUGCUGUCAACUUCAAUGGAAGUGCCGGUACGCCGGUGGUUUUUAAUGAGAAUGGAGACGCUCCAGGAAGAUACGAUAUUUUCCAGUACCAGAUCAACAACAGGUCUACUGCGGAGUACAGAGUCAUCGGAUCCUGGACAAAUAAACUACACCUCAAAGUCGAGGCCAUGCGUUGGAAGAAAGGUGACCCGUCUCUCCCACCCUCUGUAUGCAGCAUCCCAUGCCGUGCGGGUGAAAGGAAGAAAGUGGUCAAAGGUGUGCCGUGUUGCUGGCACUGUGAGCGCUGCGAGGGAUACCACUAUCAGGCGUCAGAGUUCACUUGUGAGCUGUGUCCAUAUGAGAUGCGGCCUGAUGCCAACCGCACUGGCUGUGUUCCCAUCCCGAUCAUCAAGCUGGAGUGGCACUCCCCCUGGGCCGUCUUCCCCGUCUUCAUCUCCAUGCUGGGGAUCAUCGCCACGUCUUUCGUCAUCGUCACGUUUGUCCGGUACAAUGACACGCCCAUCGUACGAGCGUCCGGUCGGGAGAUGAGCUACGUGCUGCUGACAGGAAUCUUCCUGUGUUACGCCAUAACGUUCCUGAUGAUCGCGACACCGGAUGUGGGAGUGUGUUCAUUCAGGAGGAUUUUCUUGGGCUUGGGGAUGUGUUUCAGCUAUGCCGCGCUGCUCACCAAGACCAACAGGAUACACCGCAUCUUUGAACAAGGGAAGAAGUCUGUAACCGCACCCAGGUUCAUCUCUCCUGCCUCCCAGCUCGUCAUCACCUUCUCACUCAUCUCAGUUCAGCUGCUGGGGGUCUUCGUAUGGUUCGCGGUGGACCCUCCCCACACGGUCGUGGACUACGGUGAGCAGCGGACCCAGGAUCCCAUAGCGGCACGCGGCGUCCUCAAGUGUGACAUCUCGGACCUGUCCCUUAUCUGCUCCCUGGGUUACUCCAUCCUGCUGAUGGUGACGUGCACAGUUUACGCCAUCAAGACGCGAGGCGUGCCCGAAACCUUCAACGAGGCCAAGCCUAUUGGAUUUACUAUGUACACCACCUGCAUCAUCUGGCUGGCGUUCAUACCCAUCUUCUUUGGCACGUCACAGUCUGCUGAGAGGUCUACAGAGAGUAUGUAUAUCCAAACUACCACCCUGACCAUCUCUCUCAGCCUGUCUGCCUCUGUGUCUCUGGGGAUGCUCUACAUGCCCAAGGUCUACAUCAUCCUCUUUCACCCCGAGCAAAACGUACCCAAACGAAAACGCAGCUUCAAGGCAAUCGUGACAGCUGCCGCCAUGUCGGGGAAACUGAGCCAGAAGGGAGGAGACCGGCCCAAUGGAGAGGUGAAGACUGAACUAUGUGAGAGCAUGGAGACCAACAGUGAUUUCAUCAACUAAGACGACAUAUGUCAGCUACAGCAAUCAUGCCAUAUGAAGGGACCACAGAAGAUGAAGAAAGGGAUUGGACAGGAGAGGAGAGGGGGCCGUGUCUUGGGGCGGUGCCAAGCGAAAGAAGGAGCCGUUGUUCUUAGUCGAUUGGCCGAAGAACUGGCAGACAGACAGAGCGCCCAAUGGAAUCCAAGCAUGAGACAUUUUGUAUUGUUCCGCAUCAAACCACAGAGAGGUGGGACCACAUAAACAGCCAGUCAGUGUGCCUGCUUUCCCGCUGCUCACACCUCAUUGGUCCUACCAUGAACUUACCUGUUUUAAAAAAGAGACAACAUGAAAAAAGUGACAUACCAUAGGACACUGUGGUGGACAGAGUAACUAUUAAAACCUUAAAAAAAAUCAUGAAAAGAAAAAGAAAAAAAACCUCUCUAAAAUCAUGUAGACAUUAUAUCUAAAAGGGCAAAGGUAGGGCCGGGACAGAGAUUUAACAGAUUACAUUUUAAAAGAUAUUUAAAAAGAGAAAUGUAAGAGAAAAUCUAUGAGACUCAAACUGUUUGUUGUUAUUCUCUACUUGUAAGUAUUUUUGUGGUUGUGACGAUUUUUUCAUUCUUGUCUCACCGUUGUCUGAUGGAUCGCCCUUGCUUAAUGAGAUGAGUGUGUUUCCUCCUGCUGUCUUGGCUAACUGGGUCGAAGCCUUGGGUUGUGAACCUGUAAAAUGCCAUGGUUGAAGCAUGCCAGUUUUUAUACAAAAAGGAGAUUUAUUUAUAAUAAAGGAAUGUUUUGCAAAUGUGUA
Messenger RNA from Siniperca chuatsi (mandarin fish), 4197 nucleotides. It is a transcript of the gene grm8a, whose product is annotated as glutamate receptor, metabotropic 8a. Gene Ontology annotation, molecular function: group III metabotropic glutamate receptor activity. The coding region runs from base 669 to 3413 and encodes 914 amino acids. Gene Ontology annotation, cellular component: membrane. The record is from RefSeq and is a predicted model, not a curated record. Gene Ontology annotation, biological process: regulation of synaptic transmission, glutamatergic; G protein-coupled glutamate receptor signaling pathway. The transcript is spliced from 15 exons. NCBI's taxonomy places the organism in Eukaryota, Metazoa, Chordata, Actinopteri, Centrarchiformes, Sinipercidae.